Messenger RNA from Lepidothrix coronata (blue-crowned manakin), 786 nucleotides. RefSeq names its product acrosin-like. Gene Ontology annotation, molecular function: serine-type endopeptidase activity. The transcript is spliced from 2 exons. The coding region runs from base 1 to 576 and encodes 191 amino acids. Gene Ontology annotation, biological process: proteolysis. The record is from RefSeq and is a predicted model, not a curated record. Lineage: Eukaryota; Metazoa; Chordata; Aves; Passeriformes; Pipridae.
AUGUCCCAGGGCUGCCCUGCCCUUCCUGAGCUAGGGUGCAACCCUAACAAGCCCCUGAUCUGUUGCCAAGGCUCUGGAGGCUCCAGUCCCCAGGCAGAGCCUUCCUGUGUUGGGAAUGUGGUUCUGGCAGGGGCUGGGAGAGAGGAGCCAGCCCUGCUGCUGCAGCAGCCCCCCACAAACCCUGAGCCCUCUCUCCUGCUGCAGGGGGACAGCGGGGGUCCCCUGGUCUGCAAGGACAAGAGAGCCGACUACUUCUGGUUCGUGGGAAUGACCAGCUGGGGAAAAGGCUGUGCUGGGGCCAAACGACCCGGGAUCUUCACCUCCACCCAGCAAUUCCACGACUGGAUCCUGCUCCAGAUGGGAUUGCUCCCAGCAAUAACAGCUGCUCCAGCUCCAGAGCCAACCACUACCUCGACUCCUGAGCAGAAUCCAGAGCCAGAGUCCAGCCUGACCCCUGUGGAGAUGCCAAUGGAGUUGGACAAUUUUACACCCAUUUCAAUCCAACAACAGAUACUGGGGCAAUUCUUUAACCUGCUCCUGGAGCUCCUGCAGUUCCUAAAGGGAAAAAAGACUUGAACAGUGGGAUGAGCAGAUCCAGUUCUGGCUGCAGUGGAUUACAAUGAUUCCCUGUUGGGACCAAAACCAUUCCCUGGUGGGACCACGACUGUGGGGCCAAAAGCAGCCCCAGUGCCCAGGGCUGCUCUGUGCUGCCCAUGCUCCUCCCCUGAGCCCACCUCGAUGGUGAAGUUCAGUGUCUUAUUGAAAUAAAGUUGUUUGUGUUCCCCA